CAGUUUUUAUAUUUUUGAUUAUAAAUUAUAAAAUACAUUUUUAAUAUGAAAAAAAAAAAAAGAAAAAUUGAGAUUAUUUUUAAUGUUCAAGCAAGAAGGGAAUAUUUGACUGGAUUUCAUAAAAGAAAGCUUGAGCGGCAAAAAAAAGUGGAAGAAUUCAUGAAAAAGCAAGAAAAAGAUAAAAGAUUACGGAUUAGCAAAAAUGUUAAAGAAAAAAUAAAUAUUGAAAUUCAGAAAUAUAUUAAAUCUACUUCUUUGAUAACACAAGGUGACUUUCUAAAUUCAGAAAAUUCUAUCCAGAAUUCUCAAGAUUUUGACGUUUGUGAUGAGAGUAAGAAGAAUAUUAAUAUUUGGCAAAAUAAAUAUGAUGAUCAAAAUUAUACAACUGUUACUAUUACUGAAGAUUUAAAUUAAGGAAAUAGUUGUUUAAUGAUAUAGUGAUAUUUAUG
Messenger RNA from Pneumocystis carinii B80, 449 nucleotides. RefSeq lists its product as hypothetical. The record is from RefSeq and is a predicted model, not a curated record. Gene Ontology annotation, molecular function: RNA binding. The transcript is spliced from 5 exons. Gene Ontology annotation, cellular component: nucleolus. NCBI's taxonomy places the organism in Eukaryota, Fungi, Ascomycota, Pneumocystomycetes, Pneumocystales, Pneumocystaceae. The coding region runs from base 46 to 414 and encodes 122 amino acids.